Hemiscyllium ocellatum (epaulette shark) is the source of this 2690-nucleotide messenger RNA. RefSeq names its product protein-glucosylgalactosylhydroxylysine glucosidase (gene pgghg). The record is from RefSeq and is a predicted model, not a curated record. The transcript is spliced from 14 exons. Lineage: Eukaryota; Metazoa; Chordata; Chondrichthyes; Orectolobiformes; Hemiscylliidae. Gene Ontology annotation, molecular function: catalytic activity. Gene Ontology annotation, biological process: carbohydrate metabolic process. Bases 119 to 2218 code for a protein of 699 amino acids.
UUUGAGCUGGUUGUUGAUUUUCCCCUCGGGCACCGAUUGGAAGGCGAGGCCCUGAACGGUUGCAGCAGGCCCGGGAAAGUUAGCAGAUUGCCCUGGGACUCUCGAUGCCACAUGCAAUAUGUCAGAUUAUGAAGAUGACCCUGCAGUAUUUUCCAGUGACACAUUGCCUUCUGACCUUCGUUUUAUGGCAACAGUUGCCAAUGGAUACCUUGGCACUCGAGUGUUUGGUGAUGUAAUGCAUAUUAAUGGGAUAUAUAAUGGUGCAAAUGGUGACAGCUGUCGGGCAGAUGUACCAUCUACUGUUAAUGCCAGACUGACCAUACCCGAUGAGAGAACUUUUAAAGAAACCUACACCUUGAACACAAGGAUAGGUGUGUUUAGCCAUAUCAUAGAGACACAGAAUUUCAGGAUGAUCCAGCAGAUAUUUGCCCAUCGCACUCAGAUUCAUCUCAUGGUUCUAACCAUAACUUUGGAGCGAUUAACCACUUCCAAGGAGCAGUGCAUAGUCCAAAUAAAAUCGUCAUUUGCUCCCCACAGCCAGAAUAUUGACUUCGUGAGUGGACCAGAUUUCAUGGGAGCAAAGUACAUCUAUGGACAGACUCUUACCCCAGAGGUCAAAGGGGCUGCAAGACAAAAUGUUCACAUGAUCUCAGUGCCACUUCCAGAGUCUCUGACUCUGUUGCCAGAGGAGCAGAGAAAUUCCUGGGUAUUCCUAACUGCGGUGGCCGGCACAGCAGAGCAAGUGAAGGCUUGUUUUGUGGAAGGACAAAGCCUGAUCCAAUUCGAUCAGCUGUACUCUUCGCAUGUGGCUGCAUGGGCUGCAUUAUGGAAGCAGAGCUGUAUUCAUGCCAAAGGCUGCAGAAAGUUAAACCAGGCUAUGUACGGGUGUCUAUAUUACCUGCUCAGUGCUCUUCCCCCUCUGAAAUCCACUGACUUCCACUAUAUAGGAUUAAGUCCUGGAGGUCUUUCCAAUGGGGGUAAAGGAGAAGUUUAUCACGGACACGUUUUCUGGGAUCAGGAAAUCUGGAUGUUUCCAAAUGUAUUAGUAUUUUAUCCAGAGCUGGCACGUAUCCUCCUGAAGAACCGCAUUCAAACACUUCCUGCUGCAAAAGUCAUUGCUGGACAACAAGGAUAUCGGGGUGCCAAAUAUCCAUGGGAGAGUGCAGUGACUGGAUUUGAGGUUUGUAAUGAAGCUGUUUAUGGACUAAAAGAAAUCCACAUCAAUGGUGACAUCUCAUUUGCAUUUCAGCAGUAUUUUUACGUCACCCAGGACCUGGAGUUUUUCCAAAAUGAUGGAGGUUGGUAUGUGGUCAGCAACAUAGCUGAAUUUUGGAGCAGUCGAGUUACUUGGAACCCUUUGGAAGAGUGCUAUGACAUCAAAGGAGUAAUGCCACCUGAUGAAUAUCAAUCUGAUGUUACCAAUUCUGCCUACACUGCUGUGGUGGCCAAGUACAGCCUCCAGUUUGCAACAGAAUUGGGAUCACGUUUAAAAGUUACAGUUCCAUCAAAAUGGAUGAAAAUAGCUGAGAAAAUCAAAGUGCCAUUUGACCAUUUGAAGCAGUAUCAUCCUGAGUUUGAUGGAUAUAAGUCAGGAGUCGUCGUGAAACAAGCCGAUGUUGUGCUACUCGGUUACCCUUUCAUGUAUCCCAUGAGUACUCAGGUGCGGAAGAAUGACUUAGUGAUGUAUCAAGGUGUGACAGCUCAGGAUGGACCUGCCAUGACCUGGAGUAUGUUUGCAAUCGGUUGGCUGGAGCUGAAGAAUGUUAGUCAGGCUCAGCAUCAAUUUAACAAAUGUUACAGCCACAUUCAGGAACCAUUCAAGGUUUGGAGUGAAAAUCCAGAUGGAUCAGGAGCUGUGAAUUUCCUGACCGGAAUGGGUGGCUUCAUGCAAACAGUGUUAUUUGGCUAUACUGGCUUCAGGAUAAUGAAAAACUAUCUAUACUUUGAUCCCACGAUCCCAGACAAUCUGGGUGAACUAUGGAUUACUGGAAUUAAUUACCUUGGAAAUAAACUGCACUUUCAGUUUUCGACAAAGCAAGUCACCAUUGUUUUGAUAAGGCCUUGUGGGUUUCAGCACUCGGCCUUGGAAGUUGUUUUAAGUGAUUCAGGAAAGAAAUUUGCUUUAAACGAAGGUCAACCAGUGACUUUCCUUUUGGAACCAGGACUGAUUCAAAGAAAAUGUCCUGCUGCUGCUUCUGUAUUAUCUAACAAAUUAUAGUCUAUAGGAAUGGAACCAAUUUUUCCUAUCUAUAACGUAUAGGUCUGUGAAUUAUGUGAUCUAAGAUUUUUUUUGUAUUGCUGGAAUUGUACACCUUUUAUAGAUUGUUAUUUUGUUUACUUCCCUCCCUUCAUCUGCCAAAGAGAUGGAUACCUCUUCAAAUAUACUGGACCUUGCAACUUAUCAGUGCUUUGAAGAAUAUCCCUCAAGAAUAUGUUUGGUGUUGUCCUUACAUGAAAAGUGUUGUUUGGGAACUCUGGUUGACAUUCUUUCCCUCUCCCUGGAUCACUCUGGUGAAUUGGGGCAGAUUUGUAGUUUACACACUUGAGAUCAGACAAUCUGUAACCUUCCCACUCUUAGUUUAUGUGGCUAUUCCAUUUACUUAUUGAGCCAUUAGAUCUGUUCCAAUCAUACAUUUCUUUCAUUCAAAUGUAAGUUUCAUAUCUCGGACAUAUAUAAACCAAAGGAAAGU